Molecule: messenger RNA, 893 nt
Organism: Hyalella azteca
Lineage: Eukaryota; Metazoa; Arthropoda; Malacostraca; Amphipoda; Hyalellidae
Exons: 4
Coding region: 159-893 (244 amino acids)
Molecular function (GO): DNA binding
Source: RefSeq, a predicted model, not a curated record
CCUCUACAGAACCAAUAUGAAAUUAUUUUUUGAGAAUUCACUUAGAGUGCUAUCUAGUUUCAUUGUGACGUUUCAACUACUUUUAUAAUUCCUGAGUCAACUUAAGAGCUUAGCCCAUAAGGCCAAAAAUGGAGCAAUCAUGAGUUUUGCUACAAAGUAUGACUGAUGAUAAGAUAGUGAGAUCUUUUCCUGACUUGUGCUCCAGUCAACCAAUGGGCACCAAAGAAAUGGACCUACCUUAUUUAGUCCAAGAUAAUAUUGAAGACCUGAUUGGCACACAUAGCAUCUUUGACUUCAGAAAUCAGGAAGACGAAAAAAUGACAACAAGCUUGUGUCCUGAGGAAGAGUGUGAUGACAUUUCUUUGAAGAAAGACUCAAUGGACUACCUUUUACAGACUGACUCUGACCACAAGAUUUUGAAGCCAGAAAAUUAUUUUGCUGGCUUCUCUCCUCCUACUGGGAGUCUUGGAGCUGCAAGGGAAGCAAGCUUGAUUGAGCAACUCUCCAGUUGUGAGUCUGGAGUGACAUCUCGUGUACAGUGCAGCUUGAAUGAUGCAAUAGGCACAAUGUCGAAGAACAGGCCAGAAAAAAGAGCAUCGUCACCUGCACUUCAGGAGCCCUGCAGAAAAAAACAAAAGAAGAUUACCAACAAGAGUUUGCAUAAGAGGAUGUUAUCAAGACAAGGAGUGAAGUUGAGGCGCUGGCACCAGGAUGACAUGGAAAAAGCUCUGGCAGCAUGUUUGGGUGAAGGGCUUCCUGCUUCAGUUGCUGCUGGGAUAUUCAAUGUGCCGCGUCGCACGCUCUCAGAUCGCCUGAAGAGGGUUAGAGUGACAGAUAGUGCACCUGACGCAAUGUCUACUACAUUGUCGCCAAGCGUUGANAUUUCAAUGUAA